Klebsormidium nitens is the source of this 480-nucleotide messenger RNA. Lineage: Eukaryota; Viridiplantae; Streptophyta; Klebsormidiophyceae; Klebsormidiales; Klebsormidiaceae. The record is from the annotation of a GenBank genome assembly.
AUGCCUCGCGGAAAGGAGCACCGUAAGCACAAGCAUGAUAUCGAGCACGAGAAGAAGGAAGAGCGAGCGGAGAGGCAGGGGGAGGAGUCCGACGGGCAGGAUUUCCCACAGGGCCAGAUCGACCGGGAAGAGAAGCCCGCCACCUACACGGCGCUGACCGUGGACCGAAAGGACCUCGAAGAAACACCCCCGGCCGGAGCCGAGGCGGUCGGCGCGGCUUACGACCAACAGGACGGCAUCACGAAGGCCGUCGGCAUCACGCUGCCUCCAGAUGCGUGUCCAGAUCAGAUACCCGGUGUGCCGAACGUCCCGAUCGCGGCUAUGGUGGUCGGGGCGGCUCCGCCGAGCGUGCCGGGGGAGAACUCGCCUCUCCCCGAUCAGCAACCGGGCGUACCGAAUUGCCCCGUCGUCAUGACCACAGACGGGUGCUUCGGUUUAUCUCCCAUCGGAGCGGAGAGGAUGAUGGAUGUUGUAUGCUAG